AUGAAUACAGUUCCGUCACAAGGUCUAAGAGCAAGAGGGAGUACUGCCAGGCAUGCUGGAGCUUCUACUGCAAUUUUCCUCUUGUGGGUCGUAUUAAUUUUCACCCAGAUAAGUUUGUCUUUCGCUGCUGCUCAUCAUGAAGAUGCCGGAGGCCGGCUUUUUAGGUCUCCGCCGGGGAAAGAGAGGUUUUUCGAGACGCCGACGAAGACGUUGUUUCAUGCACCUUCGAGUACUACUAGUACUACUCCAUCUCAGGUUGUGGCAAAUAAUGGUGACCUGCGAGAGACUCUAUAUGGAGACGACAAGAGAAUAAUUCAUACAGGUCCAAAUCCUCUUCACAACUAG
Juglans microcarpa x Juglans regia is the source of this 345-nucleotide messenger RNA. RefSeq names its product CLAVATA3/ESR (CLE)-related protein 16-like. Bases 1 to 345 code for a protein of 114 amino acids. The transcript has a single exon. NCBI's taxonomy places the organism in Eukaryota, Viridiplantae, Streptophyta, Magnoliopsida, Fagales, Juglandaceae. The record is from RefSeq and is a predicted model, not a curated record. Gene Ontology annotation, biological process: system development.